This is a messenger RNA of Antechinus flavipes (yellow-footed antechinus), 3424 nucleotides long. RefSeq names its product collagen type XXIII alpha 1 chain (gene COL23A1). Lineage: Eukaryota; Metazoa; Chordata; Mammalia; Dasyuromorphia; Dasyuridae. The transcript has 24 exons. The record is from RefSeq and is a predicted model, not a curated record. Bases 331 to 1290 code for a protein of 319 amino acids.
GCCAAGCUUUUGUUUCUUUAUUUAAAGAAAUCAUCCAAAAUCAGUGAAUCCAAACUUUUUCCACUCUUAGUAACAUCUGAAUUUUCUGUUGUUUUCCAGGGGCCACUGGGUUUGGAUGGCAAGCCGGGAUUGCCGGGUCCCAAAGGUGAAAAGGGAGAACCAGGUGACUUCGGCCCACGGGGAGAUCGAGGUCAAGAUGGAGCUGCUGGUCCACCUGGGCCCCCAGGUCCCCCUGGAGCCAGAGGGCCCCCUGGCGAUACAGGAAAGGAUGGUCCUCGAGGACCACAAGGGCUGGAUGGUCUAAAAGGAGAGCCAGGACCAGGAGGUGUGAUGGGCCCAAAAGGACCACCAGGGCUCAAGGGUGAACCUGGUAUGCCGGGAAGAAAGGGAGAUGAUGGCUUGCCAGGACAACCAGGACUCCAAGGAUCUGUUGGGCCAAAGGGAGAAGAAGGAAGCCCGGGGCCUCAGGGAAAGAAUGGAACUGAUGGAUCACCAGGAACCAAGGGGGAGCCUGGUGAGAGAGGAUCUGACGGCUUCCUUGGACCCAGGGGUCCACCUGGCCUGAAAGGUGAGCAAGGAGACACAGUGGUGAUUGACUAUGAUGGCAGAAUUCUGGAUGCUCUUAAGGGUCCUCCAGGACCUCAAGGCCCACCUGGUCCUCCAGGAAACCCUGGAGCAAAGGGAGAACUUGGAUUACCCGGUCCUCCUGGCGUUGAUGGAGAAAAGGGGCCAAAGGGCUCUAAAGGAGACCAGGGACAGCCGGGACUGAUGGGACCGAAAGGAGAAAUUGGAGAAAUGGGCUUAUCUGGCCCCCCGGGUGUUGAUGGUCCCAAAGGUGAGAAGGGAGAAUCGGGAUCUGCAAGUCUUCAGGAGAGCCUGGCCCAGAUUCUGGCAGAACCAGGGCCACCUGGCUUACCUGGCCCCCCAGGUCCUAUGGGUCUUCAGGGGAUCCAAGGUCCCAAGGGAUUGGAUGGUGCAAAGGGGGAGAAGGGUGCCGCCGGAGAGAAAGGCUCCAAUGGGCUGCUCGGACCAGCUGGCCCACCUGGCCUAAUUGGAUUACCUGGAACAAAAGGAGAAAAGGGCAGACCUGGUGAGCCAGGAUUGGAUGGCUUCCCAGGACCCCGAGGAGAGAAGGGAGAGAGGAGCAAGCAAGGAGAGAAGGGGGAUCGAGGGGUUCCUGGCCGAAAAGGAGCGAAGGGGCAGAAGGGAGAGCCUGGGCCCCCUGGAUUGGAUCAGCCGUGUCCAGUGGGAGCUGAUGGACUACCUGUGGCAGGCUGCUGGCACAAGUGAUUCCUGCCCUUCCCACCUGAAGCUUGUACAUAUUCAUGUGACAUACUUUGCUCUCCUUAUUUUUUGUAAAAAACAAAAAACAAAACAAACAAACAGUAAUAUAUUGAUUUUUAUUUUUUUGCUGGAUGUUGCCAUUUAUGGAUUAAAAGAAUUUUUUUGUUUCCCGAAUGGCUGAGAAGUGACUUUCAUACUCUUGGCUCAGAGUGGCCUGAGCUUGGACUGGCAUGGAAUCUCAGCCUCUUCCUCAGUUAAAGGACUCCAGCUAAGGAGAAGAGAUGGACCUUUGGGCUAUCUUUGUGGAAGGAAAGACUCCUGGGAACUAUAACCUGCUUCUCCAUAAAGCAAAGGAAAGCAAUCCAAGUAUGGGGGUCAGAAGUACUUAAACUGGGAGACCACAGAAACAGCUGGGUCUGGGCACAUUUGUUCACCUUCCAUUGGAAAAAAGAAGAAGAAAGUAAGACUUCUAACUACCCCUCCCCAAAUCCAACCCAGGCUUCAUCCUUUGUGUGCCUUCGCCCCAAAGCCAAAUGCAGAGAAUAUGGCACCAGAGACAUCCGCAUCUUUUAAGAUGGCUCCUGGAGAUGCUGGGAUUGGUGUCAGAGCGGAAUAAUCUGCAAGCACUCAACCUUGGGGCUGCUCUUUCUGAUCCUACCUUCCCUGAAGUGCUGGGAGACAACAAGGCAACUGCCCCUCCAUUCUCUGGGUGCCCUUGUUGCCUUCUUCCUCCACUCCCCCCUCCUCCGAGUCGCAUCCUCUCCAGCUCCCCUGCGUUGUUAUGGCUUCCCGGAGCCCUCGAUUGCCUGGGAAAGGAUGACGUGCUGGCUUAGGACUGAAGUUUGCUGACCAUUGUUUCCCCUGCCUUCCUUCAGCAGCAAAGCUUGGGCCCCAGACAUUGUCCAUUCUCCCCUCUCUGCAGGGAGUUCUGGCGCAAAGCCAUCCAUCAAUCACCAAACAUUUAUUAAGUUCCUUUUCAGUACCAUCCACUGUGUUGGGUGCUGGGUCUGCCCCCAAAGAUUUAUUUCAUCCAGCCGUGCGAAGAGCCUGGCAGCUGCCUGGAACCUUCCCUAGCCUCUCACAAUUCCAGCUUGAAUUGGGGUCAGAGUACAUUUCCAUUUGGGGGGCACACUAGACAUCAGGAGUGCAAGCGGGAAAUGAGGAGGGAACUAACUCCUGUAUGGAAAAUUCAUGCUCUAUUGUGUGUACUGUACAGAGGGUUUCUUUACUUAGGACCACUGAAAAUCCAGUGGCUCAUGGUUGCAGGUGAGAAUACCAUGCUCCUUUGCAGAUGUUUAAGUUUGGGGUGCAAUUUGAUGUACAUCAGGGUUCUGUGAACCACCAGGGCCCCAUAGUCACGGAUCUAAGCAUUCUCAGAAGAAUAAGAAAGGAGAGCUUGACUAUUGCUGACCCAGAGUCAUUCUGGCCCGGCCUUUUGGAGUACUCUGAGCCGGAGUGCUUAAAUCACUCGCUGCAAAGCCCAGUGCACAGGGGACAUCCGAAAGAAUAUACACACAACGCAGAAGCACAUAAACACAAGCAUAAGGUGGCACAGGUAGCCAAGCUCCUCGGAGCUUACAAUUCUACCACAGUGAUACUUUCCCAGCCUCUGUUGCUCCUCCUCUUGGCAACAAUCUCAGUUAAGGGUGAGGAUUAAAAAACAAACCGAAAGAAACAAACACAAAAAGCCCAACCCAUCAUUACAGGGGCCUGGGCUUCCAUGCUUCUACAAGCUGGCUGGAGUCGGUCUCACAAUAGGAAUGAAGUUGAUGCCUUUCUAAGGCUCUUGCCAUUAGCUACUGCUUUCCUUCCCUGAAAGGUCAGCUGCCUUGCCUCCCCGAUUACACUAACAUGUUCUUCCAGCCUGAAGUCCUGGCCUUUCUGUACGUCCCUCAGGACCAUGAAUCUGUACUGGCUAAGCAUUUCUCCUGAUGACUCUUACGGUUUUUCAGAACUAAAAGAAUAGAUUCUGCAACCAAAAUUAGAAGGGGCUUGAGUCAUGGAGGGUUUUUAUUUAGAAGAGGAAAAUAAGGGGUCCCUCAUCUAACAAAAGUACACAGCUACUGGCUUCAUUUACUACUAAUUGUUUUCCUUUUCUUUUGUAAAUUAAAGUCUAAGGAUGUAAUAAACUAUAAUGGUA